UAGAGGCACAACAAAACAACAUCAGAAGCUGUUAUCAAUAAAAUUAUCAGAAGAUAGAACUAAAAUUUCGUUGAAAUAAUUUUGCGGUAUCCUUUUCGCUUUUAUUUUCACUAAUAAUUAGAUUAUAUUUCUAUUAAAAUGCCUAAAAAGAGUAAAAGAAUGAAGAAACAUAAAUCGCAUAAAGAUAAAAAGCACAAGAAACACAAAAAGAAGUACUCAGAUUCCGAAUCCGAAUCUAGCUCUGCCAGCAGCGGUAACGAUUCACUCAGUGAUUAUGAAUGGAUUGAGAAAAAACCUGAAAGUAAACCAUCAGGAAAACAAAGAGAUGACUGGAUGAUGGAUACUUCAUUCGUACCCACUUAUUCUAUUCACGAUAAAAAGAGUAAGAAGAAAGAUGAAGAAAAAGAAGAAUCGAUUUUGGAUAACCCAGGUCAAAGCGAUAGGGAAUUGAAUCCUUAUUGGAAAAAUGGAGGAACUGGUUUGCCUGAAGAAUCACGCAGUCAUAAGACUUCAAGUUAUGAAGAAUAUCAUCGAAGUAAACCUAGCAGAUCUUUUAUGAAACCAGACGACGAUGAUGAUAAACAAUCUUACGACGUUUAUAAUCGAACCCAACAUACUACUCAAAGUCGAUGGCGAAAGCAACCAGCACGAGAAGAACGUCGAUCUCCAAAUACGUCUGAAAGAUAUGACAGCAGAAAAUCUGAAGAUCACGAUCGUAAAAAAUAUGACGAAUAUGAUCGUAAGACAUAUGAAGAUCACGAUCGUAAAAAAUAUGACGAAUACGAUCGUAAAAAAUAUAAGGAAUCUGAUCGCAAAAAAUACGACGAAUCUGAUCGUAGAAAACACGACGAAUCUGAUCGUAGAAAACACGACGAACAUGACCGUAAAAAAUAUGAAGAUUAUCCAAAAAGAACCGAUGACAGUCAGAAAAACAGAGAAGAAGGACCAGUAAAACCAGAGCCACCUAAAACUUCGAUGUUAUUGAGUGACGAAGAAAUGAAUGCUUUAGCAUCAAAGAUUCUCAAAGCCGAGAUUCUUGGCAAUAAAGCUCUCGUGGAACAGUUGAAAGAAAAACUUGAAAAUGCUAGAAAAGCUCGUCAAGAGAAAACCGAAGCAUCCAGAGUAGUCAUAUUAGGCAUGAACGAUUUUGAUUCUCGAAAACCCAUCGAAGAAAGAUUUGUACAAGAAGAAUCUGCCGGUGCGAAAUCGAAGAAGGAACAAGAAAAAAUGAGAAGAGAAAAAGAAAAGGAAAUGCAACAAGCCAUUAGUAAACAUCAAAGAACUGAGAAAGUAUUGGAAAAUUGUAAAUGGUGUUUGACCAAUAAUAAAAUGCAGAAACAUCUCAUCGUAUCUAAAGGAUCCUCAUGUUACCUUUGUGUCCCUUAUUUUCAUUCACUUACCGAUGGACAUUGUUUAAUUAUUCCUACGUACCAUUCCUCUUGUAUAACAUUAUUAGAUGAAGAUGUCUGGGAUGAAAUUAUGGACUAUUGCAAAAAAUUAGUCAGAAUGUUCCGAGUUGAAAACCAAGACGUCGUGUUUUUCGAAACAGCCAUGAAUUUCAAAUAUCAUCCUCAUAUGGUUUUACACUGUGUUCCAGUACCUUACGAAAGUGGCAACUUGGCUCCGAUUUAUUUCAAAAAAGCCAUUCAAGAAUGUGAAAAAGAAUGGGCCAUUAAUAAAAAAUUAGUCGAGUAUAAAAAAAUGGAUAUAAGAAAAUCCGUACCUAAAGAGCUUCCUUAUUUCAUGGUGAAUUUUGGAAUGGAUAAUGGAUUCGCUCAUGUCAUCGAAGAGGAACAAUACUUCCCGAAAAAUUUCGCUCAGGAAAUAAUUGGCGGUAUGCUCGACUUGGAUCAUCUCAUAUGGCGAAAACAACACGCAGAUGAUUUCGAAACUCAAUGCAAAAAAGUGAACGCAUUCAAAGAAUUGUGGAAAACAGUCGAAUCAUGAUGAAAAUAUUAUAGCAAAAAUUUGUAUUGAAUAUUUUUACAGUUAAAUGUUACAAACCAAUUCAUCUGCAUUAAUAACAUUAAAAGAAAUUUUUAUAACACACAAAAA
Planococcus citri (citrus mealybug) is the source of this 2055-nucleotide messenger RNA. RefSeq names its product CWF19-like protein 2 homolog. The transcript is spliced from 9 exons. Gene Ontology annotation, cellular component: post-mRNA release spliceosomal complex. NCBI's taxonomy places the organism in Eukaryota, Metazoa, Arthropoda, Insecta, Hemiptera, Pseudococcidae. The record is from RefSeq and is a predicted model, not a curated record. Gene Ontology annotation, biological process: mRNA splicing, via spliceosome. Bases 139 to 1947 code for a protein of 602 amino acids.